AUGAAACGAUCGCUCAUUCUCUUGUCCGGCUUAUUGCCGGCCAUCGCCAGUGCCAAGCAGCCAUGCGAUGUGCUCAAGUACGUCGACCCCCUCAUCGGCACGCAAAACGGCGGAAACGUCUUCCCGGGCGCCACUCUCCCGUACGGCCUCGCCAAAGCCGUUGCUGAUGUCGACGGCCAAAAUACAGGCGGCUUUGGCACCGACGGCAGCAACGUCACCGGCUUCUCCAGCGUCCACGAUAGUGGCACCGGUGGAAACCCCAGCUUGGGCAACUUCCCCAUCUUUCCGCAGAUCUGCCCCGGCGACGACCUCAACAGCUGCUCCUUUCGCAUUGGAGACCGCAAGAGACACUAUGUUAACGACUCGGUCAAGGCUACACCCGGUCUCUUUGCCCUCGAGCUGGAGACGGGCAUUAAAGCGCAGAUGACGGUCUCUGAGCAUGCUGCUCUCUACGAAUUCACGUUUCCGCCAGGCGACGAGCACCCGCUAGUGAUGCUGGACUUGACCGAUCUGUGGCAGAGCAGACAGAAUGCCUCGAUUCGAAUUGACGAAAAGACGGGCCGCAUGACGGGCAACGGCACAUUCUUGCCGUCCUUUGGCGCCGGCUCGUACCAGAUGCACUUUUGCACCGACUUCUUUGGCGCAGACGUCCACGAUACUGGCGUCUGGGUGAACAAUCGAGCUGGUGACGAACCCAAGCAGCUCUAUGUUACUCGUGGCUUCAACCUGUUUUACCUGGAGGCUGGUGGUUACGCGCGCUUCAAGACAGGUGCUGAUCGCAAGCUUACCGUCCGCAUGGGCAUGAGCUUCAAAAGCGUCGGCCAGGCCUGCAGCAAUGCUGAAAAGGAAAUUUCCAAGCCUCUUGAGGACUUCAAUCGUCUGGUGGGAGCGGCUAAGAAUGCAUGGCGCGAGAAGCUGAGCCCCAUCUCCGUCAAGAGCGGCGGCGCUAGCGACAAUAUCCUCAAGAGCUUCUGGAGCGGUGCGUACAGAAACAUGAUUGCGCCGCAGAAUUACACGGGCGAGAACCCUCACUGGGAUUCUAGCAGACCGUACUUUGACUCGUUCUACUGCAUUUGGGACAGCUUCCGUGUCCAGCACCCCUUCUUGACGCUCGUCGAUCCCAACGCUCAGAUUCAAAUGGUCAACACGCUGCUCGAUAUUUACAAGUACGAUGGCUGGCUGCCAGACUGUCACAUGUCAUUCUGCAACGGCUGGACACAGGGCGGCUCCAACGCAGACGUUGUCAUUGCAGACGCCUACGUCAAGAAUCUGAGCUCAACUAUCGACUGGGACCUUGCUCUCAAAGCCGUCAUCAAUGAUGCGGAGAACGAGCCGCUAGAGUGGUCGUUCCAUGGCCGCGGUGGCCUUGCUAGCUGGAAGAAGCUGGACUAUAUCCCAUACCUCGACUUUGACCCUGCUGGCUUCGGCACAAAUUCUCGCAGUAUUUCCAGAACACUCGAGUAUGCCUACGAUGACUAUUGCAUUGCCAGCAUGGCGGGCGGUAUGGGCCAAAAGGACGUCGAGUCCAAGUUCCUGCGCACCAGCAUGAACUGGCGCAACCUCUGGAAGGCCGACCAGGUCUCGCUCAUUAACGGAACCGACACGGGCUUUAAGGGCUUCUUCCAGCCCAAGUAUCAAAAUGGUACCUGGGGAUACCAGGAUCCCAUUGCCUGCUCUGCUCUCGCUGGUUUCUGUUCAUUGACGUCUAACCCCAGCGAGACCUUUGAGGCCAGUGUCUGGCAGUAUCUCUUCUAUGUUCCUCACGACUCGGCUUCCUUGAUCGAGCUUCUUGGUGGCGAUGACGCCUUCAUCAAGCGUCUCGACUACUUCCACACCAUUGGCCUUGCAGACAUCUCCAACGAGCCUGUCUUCCUCACCGUCUACAUGUACCACUAUGCUGGCCGUCCUGCGCUCUCGGCGAAGCGCAUCCACACGUACAUCCCCAAGUCGUUCAACGCUACACCUGGCGGCUUGCCUGGAAACGACGACUCCGGUGCCAUGGGAGCCUUCUUCUUCUUCUCGGUGCUUGGUUUAUUCCCCGUUGCCGGCCAGAAUGUGUACCUCAUCAACCCGCCAUUCAUGGAGGAAAUCAGCCUCACACACCCCAUCACUGGCAAGAAGGCAACUGUCAAAUGCAAGGGUUUCGACGCCGCAUACAAGAACAUUUACAUCCAGAGCGCCACGCUCAAUGGCGAGCCUUGGACAAAGUCGUGGCUGUCUCAUGAAUUCUUCACCAACGGCGGCACGCUCGAGUUGACUCUUGGAAGCGAAGAGUCUAAAUGGGGAUCCAAGGCCGAGGAUCGUCCCCCAAGCAUGAAGUCUGGUUCUACGAGUUCCAUGUCGAAGCAGUUUUAA
[Torrubiella] hemipterigena is the source of this 2355-nucleotide messenger RNA. The record is from the annotation of a GenBank genome assembly. NCBI's taxonomy places the organism in Eukaryota, Fungi, Ascomycota, Sordariomycetes, Hypocreales, Clavicipitaceae.